Molecule: messenger RNA, 2178 nt
Organism: Galendromus occidentalis (western predatory mite)
Lineage: Eukaryota; Metazoa; Arthropoda; Arachnida; Mesostigmata; Phytoseiidae
Product: nose resistant to fluoxetine protein 6-like
Exons: 13
Coding region: 1-2178 (725 amino acids)
Molecular function (GO): acyltransferase activity, transferring groups other than amino-acyl groups
Source: RefSeq, a predicted model, not a curated record
AUGAAGAUCAAUGUCAUCCUGGUCUUCGGAACGGCCCUGUUGGUUCCGACACUGGCCGCAGUCGUUCCAGGAUUGCCGCCGAAGAAGCAAGCCGUUCUAAAGGUGAUGAGGAAGCUCGGCCAAGACAUUGGCUCAAGACUCCAACCGAUCUUCGAGGAGCUCCUGGUGGAUACGAACGUGACGAAUAAUUGCAUCGGUUCUCUCGUCAGAACCAUGGCUGCUGCUCGCGAGAAUGAGGAAUGGGCUUUACGAAUACUCCUCUCGUCGGGCUCGUUACCGACCAGCAUACUGGACGGCGGACUCGCCUCCUACGGUAGUUUCGAUCAAUGCCGGCGCGCCAGACGAUACAACUCAGAGGGUCAUUUAGCCUUCAGAGGUCAAUGGUGCGCAGUCACGAUCUUACCGGAUGACGACAUCGUGGAGCACAUCAGGCUGUUCUCGCCUUUUAAAGAGUUCUUGGUACGGGCUCCAGGUCAAGAUAGGAUUAUCCCGAAAAAUUUGAGGGAGUGGCACAUCGGAAUAAAGAUAGGCGUGUGCGUCCCCUCCUCAUGCAAUCAAGAUGAACUCCACUACAUUGUCAACAAAGCGCUGAUGGCUUAUGACAUAUCAGCCGUUGUAUCGGGAUGUCAGACCGACGAAACCAUCGCAUUGAGUACCGCACAGAAGAUUUCUCUGACAUACGUGCUGAUAACAGCUGCUCUAUUGAUCGUCGGGACCUUCCUGGAUUGGAAAAUCGAGAGAGGUGAUAAGGAAUCGAAAACGGUCAUCGAAGUUCUGAGCUUCUUCUCCAUCCGACGAAACACUGCGCGACUUUUAAAAGAUCCAAAAGACGAGAACGGGUCACUUCAAUUCAUGAGCGGGCUAAAAGUCCUCCUCUCGUUUUGGGCCGUCGUUGGGCAUACUCACUGUUUCCUUCAGCCAGAUAUGCUCGAAAACUUGCACGAUGGCAGCGAAGCAAUCAAGAGCUGGAUUUUCCAGCCCAUUCUCAACGCUUUCAUGGCGGUCGAGGCCUCCUUCUUCAUCAGUGGCUUCCUCCUGGGAUAUCUCACCAUCGUAAACCAGGAGAAGAUCCGCAAUGCCUGCCGGGGUCGUCAUAUCUCAGUGAUUUAUUCCACCGUCUUUCUGCGGCGAUACGUCAGGACUAUGCUUCCAGCUCUUGCGAUGUUGGCCUACAGUUUCCUGAUCCCCCUUUUAUAUGACUCGCCGAUCGCGAUCGAUAGCAUGCUCGCUGCUUAUGUCGGCAACUGUCCCAACAAUUGGUGGAAGUUGCCUCUCCUCCUAGGAAACACCGACUCUGUAUCAGAACUGUGCGCUAUCCACACAUGGUAUUUGGCCGUCGACAUGCAAAUUUUCGCUCUCGGAUCGGCUUUCGCUCUACUUCUGGUGUUCAGACCUAAGAUCGCUUUAGGUCUCAGUGGAAUACUCUGCGUGGUGGCCGCGAUGUCCACAGCCUACAUCACAUACAUUAUGAAUUUCGCCUACAUCAUAAUGUUCCAAGACUUCGAUUUCGAGCGAGUCUUUCGGACCCUCGAUUACGUCUACAUACAGGCCUACCCUCAUCUUCCGAACUAUUUCCUCGGUCUCAUCUGCGGAUACUUCAGUGCGCGCAAUCCCAGAACAUUCCUGUCCUUGCGAAUUCGGAUUGUCAUGUGGCUGAUCUCCACGCUCAUAGCUUCGUAUGUCGUUUUCGGUACGGCGAUCUGGUUCAAAUACGGGUUCCCAGAGCAUCUACCGGGAUCAAUCUACGCAGGUUUCCACAGGCCACUGUGGGGUCUGGCCAUGAUGUGGCUGACCUAUGCGAACACGACAGGCAGAGGCGGCAUCGUCAACGAGAUGCUCUCGCACCGGAUCUUCACGAUUUGCGGUCGUCUGACCUAUGGCAUUUACCUCAUGCACAUGAUAGUGAUAUCUGUCAAGAACGGAUAUCUCAAGGGUUCCGUAUUGUACACCAAUCAGUUUCUAGUGUUAAAGGACGCGCUGGGAAUAUUCGUAAUGUCUAUCUUCCUGGCCUACUAUCUGAAUAUUUCCAUCGAGGCACCCUUCGCCGCAAUGGACGAUAUGAUUUUCGGUGAGCGUCGGACAGCUACAUCGCGUAAGCAGCCGCCGGCUCUGAAAGGAUCAGAUGAUAAACGGCACGUGAUCAGCAUUCGUCAGGAUACUCCCCACACGAAGAUGUGA